CGCCGCCCCUUCCGCGCGAGCUCCACCCAGGUCGGCAGCAGCGCGGUCGGCGGCGCCUAUUUCCCGCCAUUGUGCGAAGUGGAGGUUGGGGGCCCGGACGCGCCGCCUUCCUGCGGCCGGCAGCUCCCGGGCGGCCGCCGCCACCGCCGCGGUCCCCUGAGGCCCGGCGGCCCGCGCCACGCGUGUCGCCCUGCGUGGGAGGGCGAGGAGCGGCCGAGCCCCUGAGGAGGCGCCGCGGCGCGGGACGCCGCUCGGCGAAAUGCCGUGCGGGGAGGACUGGCUCAGCCACCCGCUCGGGAUCGUGCAGGGCUUCUUCGCCCAAAAUGGAGUUAAUCCUGACUGGGAGAAGAAAGUAAUUGAAUAUUUUAAGGAAAAGCUGAAAGAAAAUAAUGCUCCUAAAUGGGUACCAUCAUUGAAUGAGGUUCCUCUUCAUUAUUUGAAACCUAACAGUUUUGUGAAGUUUCGUUGCAUGAUUCAGGACAUGUUUGACCCUGAGUUUUACAUGGGAGUUUAUGAAACGGUGAACCGAAACACAAAAGCACGUGUUCUUCAUUUUGGAAAAUAUAGAGAUAUAGCAGAAUGUGGGCCUCAACAAGAAGUUGAUUUAAACUCUCCACGAACUACCACUUUGGAAAGACAGAAUUUCUAUUGUGUUCCAGUGCCUGGGGAAUCUGUGUGGGUAAAAGAAGCCUAUAUUAAUGCAAACCAAGCUCGAGUCAGUCCUUCAACAUCUUACACUCCCAGUCGUCACAAGAGGAGUUAUGAAGAUGAUGAAGACAUGGACCUACAGCCUAAUAAACAGAAAGAGCAGCAUGCGGGUGCCAAACAAACAGGGAGUGUUGGCGGUCUUCAGGGGUGUGGCGAGCCAAAACGUCUAGAAACUGAAGCUUCUACUGGACCACAGCUGAGCUCCCUGAAUCUCUCUUCUCCUUUUGACCUGAACUUCCCACUGCCAGGAGAGAAGGGCCCUGCAUGCCUUGUGAAGGUCUAUGAAGAUGGGGAUUGUUUCAAAGUAAAUGAUGUUCUUGAGUUGUAUGGCAUCCUCUCUGUGGAUCCUGUGCUAAGUAUACUGAACAAUGAUGAAAGGGAUGCCGCGUCACUCCUGGAUCCGAUGGAAUGCACAGACACAGCCGAAGAACAGAGAGUGCACAGUCCUCCUGCUUCGCUAGUGCCAAGGAUUCAUGUGGUUUUAGCCCAGAAGUUGCAACACAUCAACCCACUGUUGCCGGCCUCCCUUAACAAAGAGGAGAGCAAAACCUGUAAGUUUGUUUCAAGCUUCAUGUCCGAAUUGUCUCCAGUCAGAGCAGAAUUGCUUGGGUUCCUCACACAUGCCCUUUUGGGAGAUAGUUUGGCUGCUGAAUACCUUAUAUUACAUCUCAUCUCUACGGUAUAUACAAGAAGAGAUGUUCUUCCACUAGGAAAAUUUACGGUUAACUUGAGUGGUUGCCCACGGAAUAGUACCUUCACAGAACAUUUGUAUCGAAUUAUUCAACAUCUUGUUCCAGCAUCUUUUCGUCUGCAGAUGACUAUAGAGAACAUGAACCAUUUGAAGUUCAUCCCCCACAAAGACUACACAGCCAAUCGCUUGGUCAGUGGGCUCCUCCAGCUACCCAGCAACACUUCCCUUGUAAUCGAUGAAACUCUUCUGGAGCAAGGCCAGCUUGACACCCCAGGUGUUCAUAAUGUGACGGCCCUGAGCAACUUAAUAACUUGGCAGAAGGUGGAUUAUGAUUUCAGUUACCACCAAAUGGAAUUCCCCUGCAAUAUUAAUGUUUUGAUUACUUCGGAAGGGAGAUCACUCCUACCCGCAGAUUGCCAGAUCCACUUACAGCCACAGCUAAUUCCCCCAAACAUGGAGGAGUACAUGAACAGCCUUCUCUCAGCCGUGCUGCCUUCUGUGCUAAACAAGUUCCGAAUUUACCUGACCCUUUUGAGGUUCCUGGAUUACAGCAUAUCUGAUGAGAUAACCAAGGCAGUUGAAGAUGACUUCGUGGAAAUGCGCAAGAAUGACCCUCAGAGCAUCACUGCUGACGAUCUCCACCAGCUGCUCAUUGUCGCUCGGUUUCUGUCUCUCAGCGCUGGGCAGACAACACUGUCGAGAGAACGAUGGCUGAGAGCAAAGCAGCUCGAGUCUUUGAGAAGAACUAGGCUUCAGCAGCAGAAGUGUGUGAAUGGAAAUGAACUUUAAACAUCUGAUACCUAUCGAAGAGUAAUGGGCAAAUUACAGCCACAUUCUUGUAAAAUGCAAGUAUCAUUUAUACCGUUUUGUAGAUACUUUGUAUUAAAAACCAAGGACUUUUCCUGAAAUCAAGCCUGGUCACAUCUGAAGUUUAUAUAAUAUUCAGUAAGGGCUUUUACCUUACUGAUUUUAUGGAGCUUUUGGAGUUUGUUUUAUAAUUAUAUAAAUUAGUAAUGUACAAAACUGUAUUUGAUAUUAAAAGUUUAAUAUUGAUAACAUUGCUGCUUAUACCAUUUCCUUAGCUGAAGCUAAGUUAUAGGCCAGACUUUGUUCAUAGGAAAAUAGUUGCAAUUCCAUUCAGGAAUUGUUCACUUAAGAUUUUUUACGUCUUUCCAAUUAACAGUGGAUCUGAAUGUGUUUUGUGAUCACAUGUUUGGGAAAUGAUACUACAAAAUUUCACAUGAUUUCCCAAAGAUUUGACCACAGCAGCUUUUUUUCUAUUUAACAGUUGUUAAUCUGCAACACUAGUCUUUAACGUGGCAGUGGUUCCCAUACUUUUAGAGUUCAUGGACCAGUAAUAUUUCCCCAAAUUUUGGGAUAGACAAGGAUGCCAAGUUAUCUGAAAGAAAUCGCUGUAUUAUUACAUUUUCUUUUCAUGAGGACAAUCUUAAAAAACAAGAUAGUCCUUUAAGUGGAAUAAAUGUAGCUUUUUGAAAAAAAUACUCCCAUUGUCCUUGUUUUUCUCAUUUCACCCCAGUACAUUUGGGAACCACUGUUUUAUGGCACUCACUUAAGGAAAUUCUACCCUACUAAGUUGUUUUUCCUAAAUAUGAGAGUAAAAUAGUUAAUUUUUAAUUUUAAGAAAUGUCUUCUUUAGGAAAAAGGUUUUUAAUUCUUUUCCUAAUGUCAUUUACUUGCUUUGAUGAUUGUAUUAGAUUAACAUUAGAUUAACAUUAUCUGCUUGUCCAAAACACCAUGAUAAAACUAAGUAGGCUUUCCCCAGACCAAUUACAGUUCUAAAAUACAGUAAGUUUUAAAAUGAACAAAAACAUCAUUGUUCAUAGUAUAAUUGUGGCUCCCAGAAUAUUUGGAGAGGUUAGAACAUCACUUAAGCUGUGGUUAUACAUAAUUAUUUUUAGUCAGUGACUUACCUAGUUGGAAACAUUAAUGGUUCAGUUAAAUGAUUCCUUAAAUUCCACCCCCACGUCUAAAUUGAUAUUGUUAACCAAGGAAACAGGGUGAGCCUUGAAAAUCAAGGAAUUUAUUAUGCCUCACAAACGGGAUUAUUAGUUUAACUUUUCCUAAACUCAAAUCUAUUUUUUAUAAACUAAUAUGAAUAAUCAGUUUAUAUUUAGUAUUCUAACUGGUUUUCAUUUUUAUAACUGGUAGACUAGACCAUCCUUGAACUUUUAGGAAAUGAAACCUCACCUGGAUUUGUGGGAAUAAAAUUCAAGAGAUUA
Messenger RNA from Myotis daubentonii (Daubenton's bat), 3639 nucleotides. It is a transcript of the gene MCMBP, whose product is annotated as minichromosome maintenance complex binding protein. Lineage: Eukaryota; Metazoa; Chordata; Mammalia; Chiroptera; Vespertilionidae. The record is from RefSeq and is a predicted model, not a curated record. Gene Ontology annotation, biological process: DNA-templated DNA replication. Gene Ontology annotation, molecular function: chromatin binding.